Messenger RNA from Rotaria socialis, 570 nucleotides. The record is from the annotation of a GenBank genome assembly. NCBI's taxonomy places the organism in Eukaryota, Metazoa, Rotifera, Eurotatoria, Philodinida, Philodinidae.
CAGUAUAUAGAUUAUUCUGAGGAAUUUCUAGCGAAAAAAAGAAAGAAUGAUCUAUUCAAAGAAUUUUACUCGAUACUUUCGAGAGAGAGAGAGAAAGAUCUCCUUUUAUUCUUAUAUGUUUUCUCUUCUAGUUACUAUUCCUGUUAAUGCUACAUGGGCACAGAACGGAGUGACUAUUGCUCGAGGUAACGGGCAAGGGGGUGCCACUAAUCAACUCAAUCAGCCUCGAGGUCUCUUCGUUGAUGAUGAUCAAACAGUGGUUAUUGCUGACUGCUACAAUCAUCGUAUCAUGCAAUGGAAGAACGGUGAUACAACGAAUGAACAAGUUGUUGCUGGUGGCAACGGGCAAGGAAGUGGAUUAAAUCAAUUGAAUAAUCCAACAGAUGUAUUAAUUGACAAAGAGACGGAUAGUCUCAUUAUUUGCGAUCGAGAGUAUGGACGAGUUGUACGAUGGUCUCGUCGUAGUGGUACAACACAAGGUGAAAUACUCAUCUACGACAUCUAUUGUUUUGGAGUAGCAAUGGAUGAGCAGAGAUAUCUCUAUGUUUCUGACACCCAAAAACAUGAAGU